This is a messenger RNA of Drepanopeziza brunnea f. sp. 'multigermtubi' MB_m1, 975 nucleotides long. The record is from RefSeq and is a predicted model, not a curated record. Lineage: Eukaryota; Fungi; Ascomycota; Leotiomycetes; Helotiales; Drepanopezizaceae.
AUGGCUCCGUUGACUCCAGCCGCCGUUGCCGCAAUUGCUCGACUGAGAGCUUUCCACCCGCCUCCGUUCUCGACAUGGGACCAUUUGUCACUGAGCAGAAAAGCUGCUGUUCUGAUCUUACUAUUCGCGGACAGGAGAGGCGAUCUCCGCGUAGUUCUGACGAUGCGUGCAGCGAGUUUGAGGAGCUAUUCAGGGCAAGCUGCGUUUCCAGGUGGGAAGGCGGACACCCUCGACGAGGAUCCAUUCGACAUAGCGAGACGGGAAGCAUACGAAGAGAUUGGUCUUCCUCGAGACGACUCCAAGAUCCCGUCUCCUUUUCGGAUAGAACAUCUAUGUCAGCUUCCUUUCAGUUGUGCAAGGACUGCGCUCGCAGUGAGACCUUGCGUGGCAUUCCUACAUUCGGACGACAACGGAGGGGGGGAUGCUGCGAGUGUUGAAGAAGCCAUGAUUCCCAAAUUGGAUGCAAAAGAGGUCGCGGCAGUUUUCACGGCGAGAUUCCACAAUUUUCUCAGAGAAGAGGACGAAGUCCAUGAUGGGGAAGAUGUCCCUGGGUCUCGGUCUGACUGGUACAGGGGAGCAUGGGUGGACUUCAAUCACAGCCGGUGGCGGAUGCACGAAUUUUACGUUCCGAUCAACAAUCAACUGGUCACCAAGCCCAAGGUGCGCGAAGGGGGACCGGCAGCUAUCGCCGACUCGUUAGAUGAGGAGGAAGGGAAGGAUGAGGCCGGCAUGAUGAGAUACAAGGUAUGGGGAAUGACAGCAAGGAUAUUAGUGGAUGCUGCCAGGGUGGCCUACGGGGAAGAGCCCGAAUUCGCGGUAGGGCUCCCUAGUCCCAUACAUAAUACCCAUUUAGGAGACGAAGCGAUGAUUGAGAAUCUGUAUAAGAUGAAUCGCUUCGGAGAGAAGGUCCCCGGUGGGCUUACGGACGCGGAUAUUCAAGCAGCCCGCGCAGGAGUGGCGCAGACCAAAAUUUAG